Molecule: messenger RNA, 990 nt
Organism: Prosopis cineraria
Lineage: Eukaryota; Viridiplantae; Streptophyta; Magnoliopsida; Fabales; Fabaceae
Product: protein STRICTOSIDINE SYNTHASE-LIKE 12-like
Exons: 2
Coding region: 1-990 (329 amino acids)
Biological process (GO): biosynthetic process
Molecular function (GO): strictosidine synthase activity
Source: RefSeq, a predicted model, not a curated record
AUGACGAAGACAUGUGUGGUUGGGAUUCUGAUACUACAAGUGUGCUGGCAAUGGAUGGGGAGUGGAGGCGAGAGAGUAGUGACGAGGAUGGACCUGCCAUCACCGGUGACCGGGCCGGAGUCGCUGGCAUUCGACUCCAUAGGAGGAGGACCUUAUACCGGUGCCUCUGACGGCAGAAUCUUCAAAUUUGAGAACGGGAUCUUCGUCGAAUUUGCCUACACUUCCCCAGUCAGGAACAAAACAAUAUGCGAUGGAAUUGCGGGAUUCUCAGCCCUGCAACAAACAUGCGGGAGGCCCUUAGGAUUGGGGUUUCACAACCGCACGCAGCAAUGGUACAUAACGGAUGCAUAUCGGGGCCUGGUCACGGUGCCUUCCUAUGGAGGCCGGCCGACCCCGGUCGUGACGUCGGUAGAAUGCCGUCCUUUCCGCUUCCUGGAUGCUCUGGACAUUGAUCCUUCCACUGGAAUUGUUUAUUUCACUGAAGCCAGCUCUAGAUUCCAGUUCAAGGACAUGCAGGCACUGCUCUCCAGCAGCGACACUUCAGGAAGCCUGCUGAGUUAUGAUCCUCGAACCGGAGAGACCAGGGUGUUGCUGCGGAAUCUGGCGCUGGCAGCUGGGGUGGCGGUGAGCGGAGAUGGUUCAUUUGUGCUGGUCACCGAGUUCUUGGCCAACAGAGUGCAGAGAUUCUGGCUCACAGGUCCUGCGCAGAAUAGAUCUGAACUUUUCUUGCAGCUUGGCGGCAGCCCCGAUAACAUCAAGAGGAAUUCCAGAGGCGACUUCUGGAUUGCCGUCAACACUCCUCUCGGACCCCCCUCGGCAACCACGUAUUUGCCUCUCGGAGUCAGAGUCAAUGCGGGAGGUUUUAUUCUGCAGAUUGUGCCUCUCACUCCAAUAUAUGGUAAUCAAGAAGCUAGCGAAGUUCAUGAGUUUAAUGGGGCCCUCUACUCCGGCUCCAUUGUUGCUUCUUAUGCUACUAUUUUCAGUCCCUAG